AUGAUAGCCGUGCGGGCACUAAGGGAUUAUAUACCAUACUUCGUGGCCCUGACUGUCCUGCGUUUAGAGUUGGAGGAGUUGUCCGGUGCCGGCGCUAUGGAUACGGAUGAGGAGAUCGUUAUGGAGAUGUUCGUCAAGAGUAUGUUCAUUGGAUCGCAGGCCUCUGUGCCUGUGGAUGUUGAUGUGGAGGAUGAGGUGGAGAUGAGUGAGGUCUCGUCGGGAGUAGGAGAGUUGCCGUCCCUACCUCAUUCGCACUCGCCUACCUCUUCUGGAUCGACCAUGCCAGGGACGAUGGUGUCGUCUUCUUCGUCUGAAGGGUCGACGACCGCACUGCCUGUGCAUGACACUCUGAGGGAACCUUCUCUGUUAGACGAGACGAGUUUUGAGUCGGUUUCACAGUCUCCCUCGUCUUCACUGCCGUCUUGGACUACCGGGUCUGCAUCCUCCGGCCAUCAAUCUCCUUCUACUAAAUCUACAGAAUCUACGUCUUUGAGUGGAUCGGUGCAGGAUGUGGGGCAGAGUCAGAGACGGGAAGAGAAGCAGCAGAGGGUUCUGGGACAGGCGUUCGCUAUGACAGAUCCCCCUUUGUCUUUGGCGUCUGCCUCUGCCGUUUCGACGGCUUCGACGGUUUCUUCGUCCGCGAGUGCCAAGGCAGGAGGCUCCUAUUUCUCCCCUCCAACCCUCACCACCAACACCCCUUCCCCUUCUUCCUCAUACAUCACCACCUCCUCCUCCUCCGCAUCAACACCAUCCGUCUCCACACCCACACCCUCCUCGAACCAGAGCCAGGACCAGAGGAGCGAGAACGAAAGAAAGAGCCGAGAAGCAGCCUCAUUCCUGUUGUCAUACUCGAAUUAUCAAGUCGAUGUGGUGGGGAAACUGACGGCGUUACAGUUCUUGGUGGAGCAUCAGCUUGCGACGAUGCCGCGGUUGGAGUGCUUUUGGUUGGGGGGCAAGAUGUUCCAGGUUCCUAAACGGCGGUCCGCAUCUUCACCUUUGUCGUCGGUGUAG
Linnemannia hyalina is the source of this 1011-nucleotide messenger RNA. NCBI's taxonomy places the organism in Eukaryota, Fungi, Mortierellomycota, Mortierellomycetes, Mortierellales, Mortierellaceae. The record is from the annotation of a GenBank genome assembly.